This is a messenger RNA of Sceloporus undulatus (fence lizard), 3617 nucleotides long. It is a transcript of the gene SEMA4F, whose product is annotated as ssemaphorin 4F. Gene Ontology annotation, molecular function: chemorepellent activity; semaphorin receptor binding. Lineage: Eukaryota; Metazoa; Chordata; Lepidosauria; Squamata; Phrynosomatidae. The coding region runs from base 646 to 2808 and encodes 720 amino acids. Gene Ontology annotation, biological process: semaphorin-plexin signaling pathway; neural crest cell migration; positive regulation of cell migration. The record is from RefSeq and is a predicted model, not a curated record. The transcript is spliced from 14 exons.
GCAGCCAUGGAAAAUGUCCUCCGUGUGGUGGAGGCUAACCUAGCCCCAGGCACCUUCAGUAAUUGCUGCCCAGACGUAGAGGGUGCGCAGGUGCCACGGGGGGUUAUAUUAUUUUUUAUUUAUUUAUAGUAUUUAUACCCUGCCCUUCAGCCCUAAAGGCUGUCAGAGCGGCUUACAAUUAUUCUUUUUAAUUAGACGGUUGCGCGGGGUCUUUGGCUCGGCGGCAGAGGCGGCACUCUGGCCAAGAGGAGACACUGGCAUCGGGAGUGAGUGCCACUGGCGAUGCCCCGGGCACUCCCUUUGGGCAUGGCGCCUGGAAACGGAUGCCAUUGUGGCUGGCUCUGGCGAGGGAGCCUGGCCACAGGGCCAAAUGAGUGCAGGGAGGAGAGGAAGCUCCAUUGCAGGUGGCCUUGCCUCCCUCCUGGAGGGAAAGGAAGGGCAGGCCACACUCUGGCCCCUUGCCUGGUCAACAGAAGGGUCUUCUUUUUCUGGUGGGAGGCUGGGGGGGUUGUCGUAUGCAUGGGUGGUCUGUGGGCCCCUUCCUGUUCAGGGUCAGCAUGUAGUUGUUUAGUGGGCCAAGAUUCAAGGAACAGGAAAGAGAUUCCGUCUCAACAUUAGGAAGAACCUUCUGAGGAGGUCAGCCGCAUGGUCCAGCGCUUCUCUGCUGAGGGAGCAUCCAACUUCAGCGUCUUCCAGGUGGAUUGGCACUUGCGCACGCUCUACGUGGGCGCCAGGGAUGCCAUCUUUGCCCUGCCCUUGGGCUCUGUCAACCAGCACAUCAAGAAGAUCUCCUGGACGGUUCCGAAGGCCCACCAGGAUUCCUGCACCCAGAAAGGGAAGAAGGAGGCCGAGUGCCAGAACUUCAUCCGCGUCCUUCAGUUUGCCAACCAGAGCCACCUUUUCGUCUGUGGCACCUUUGCCUUCGAUCCCCGAUGUGGCUACAUUAAGCUGAGCGACUUCUGGGGCGUGGAGCACGUGGAGACAGGCAGAGGUCGUUGCCCCUUUGAGCCCCUCCAGCCCGCCACGGCCAUCAUGGCAGAUGGCACCCUCUACGUGGCCACAGUUGGGAACUUCUUGGGAACGGACCCCCUCAUCUCCAGAGCCACCGGGAACCCCUCAGAGGUCAUCCGGACAGAGAACUCCAUGAACUGGCUGAACGAUCCGGAAUUUGUGGCCUCAGCCUUUCUGCGGGAGGGCAAGGGCGGGGAAGACGACAAGGUCUAUUUUUUCUUCACGGAGACGGCUCGCGAGUAUGACUUCUACGAGAAGGUGAAGGUGGCCCGCGUUGCCCGCGUCUGCAAGGGGGACCUGGGCGGCCAGAAGACGCUGCAGAAGCGGUGGACCACCUUCCUGAAGGCGCAGCUCCUUUGCUCAGACCCCAAGAGUGGCACUGUCUUCAGCGUCCUGAGGGACAUGGUCACUCUGCCAGCCCCUGAUUCUGCCUGGAAUGCCACCAUCUUCUAUGGGAUCUUUGCAGCCCAGGGGAGGGAGGGGAGCGGCUCGGCCGUCUGUGCCUACAGCGCUGUGGCCAUCCAGAGAGCCAUGGACGGCCGCUUCAAGCAGUUCCGCCGAGAGUGUGACAAGUGGACGCGCCUCACGCAGAGCGAAGUCCCCCAUCCACGCCCUGGAGCGUGUGUGACCAGCAGCAUGAAGGCUGAGGGGAUCGGGUCCUCCCUGGCCCUCCCCGACCGCGUCCUGACCUUUGUGCGUGACCACCCGCUCAUGGACGAGCCGGUCCUCCCUCUGGAGAAUGCGCCGGUCCUGGUUGUGCCGGGGGUGCAGUACGUGCGACUAGCCGUCCACCGGGUGGCUGCCCUCUCUGGCCAGGAGCACCACGUUCUCUACCUGGGGACAGAGGACGGGCGCGUCCAGAAGGCUGUGCGGAUUGGACCCCGGCUCUCCCUCCUCGAGGACCUCCAUCUCUUUGCGGACCCUCAGCCGGUCCGGAACCUGCAACUCCACCAGAACUGGCUGUACGUGGCUUCUGACUCGGAGGUGACCCAGAUCGCCACGUCCGCCUGCCACACCUAUCGCACCUGCGGGGACUGCAUCCUUUCCAGAGACCCCGCUUGUGCUUGGAGCCGGGAGCUGGGGGCCUGCCGGGACCACCGUGGAACGGCUGGGCUUGUCCAGGACAUGGCGGCCAUGGACGUCCUGGCGCUGUGUCCCGCUGAGAAGAAAGAGAUGCCCCCUGUGGCUGAAGUGCCAGUGCUUCCAUCCACCCGAGUGGUCCUGCCCUGUCGCCCGGACUCCUCUUGGUCGAGAUGUGAGUGGCAGAUGCCUUCACAGGAUGCCUCAGCCUACAUUGUGCGCAGGGACGGCCUGGAAUUCACUGUGGCGGUGGCGGCUCUGGGGGAGUACACCUGCCAGUGCACGGAGUCUGGUGUGGGCAGCGUGGUGGCCGCCUACAGCGUGGUGAGUGGCGGCCCAGGCCUCCCAGGAGCCUCCCGAUCGGCGGAGCGCAGCUACAGCGUCCUGGUGGGUGUCCUCUGCUUCGUUCUGGGCGUCAUCGUCAGCAGUGGCUGCCUCCUCCUGCAUGAGCGCCGGCGGAGGGAGCGCCUGCAGCGGGAGCUGAUCUGCCGCGAGAGGAAUGGCCUGGACCUGAUGCAGUCGACCACCACCAGCUGCAGCCACGAGCCCCAGACGCCCAGCUCCCCUGAGGACGAGCGGCACCCACUGGCCAUGGGCAAGAAGAGCGGCGGCCUCAACGGCUACCCGCACCUGUACAUCAACGAGCUGGACACGGACCAGGCCCGCAUCUACCUGGCAGGGGUCCCCCUGGCAAAGUGUGAUGAGACCUCCAUCUAGAGGGAUCUCUGCGUGUGUAAUGCUGCCUGUCCCCCAGUGGGACGGGGAGAGGUGGGCCCGGGCCUUCGGGCCACUUUGGCGCAGCCUGGCUGCGGGGAUUUCCCCUAGGGUCCAGGGCGUCUCCUGCAUGGCCCUCGGCACUCCUGAUGCAUUUGGACCGAGAGAUGUGCCAAAGGGCCUCUGCUAGGGUCAGCCUGUGCAGAGUGGCCGCCGCCGCCGCCACCUUUGCAAGAGGCUCUGGGGCUGGCUACUGCGGCCCUGUCAGGCCCCUGGAGGGCUCCCAGUCGGACGCUAGCCCCACUCGGACGAGAGGCCUUGUUGCCGAUGCUUGGCGGUGGUGACUGGAUGGAGUCCAGAGCAGCUGGAAGGGACUGACAGACUGACCGCCUCCUGGUGGAGACUCCGCUGACUCUGAAUGGCCUGGCCGAGCGGGUGCCUCUUUGCCGGAAUGGCAGCAGCACUUGCUGUGUUUAUUGGGGGGGUGCCAUUGCGUGCCCCCCUCGUGCUGUCUGCCUCAGUUUUAGUCUCCACAGCCCCCUCGGGACCCUCAUUUAUUCUCCCACCCCGAGGAGGUGCUCCCCCACUGUCACUGUGGGGAUGGCAUGGGGGGGCUCUGCAGAAGCCCUCCCCACCCCUUUUCUGCCCCCAGCUCCCUCCAUUCUCCCUUCCUCAGCCACCCAAGAGGAGGGGUUCUGUCUGUGGGGCGGGGGGCUUGGUGCUCUGGCUUCUGUUGCCAUGUUGGUACGUUUGUCAAGCGUGUUACGGUUGUUAUUAAAGAGCAUUCUUCAACAAGCCCGGGUCUGUGUGGA